Messenger RNA from Pundamilia nyererei, 1168 nucleotides. RefSeq names its product interferon-inducible GTPase 5-like. The annotation marks the transcript as partial. NCBI's taxonomy places the organism in Eukaryota, Metazoa, Chordata, Actinopteri, Cichliformes, Cichlidae. The record is from RefSeq and is a predicted model, not a curated record. Gene Ontology annotation, cellular component: membrane. Gene Ontology annotation, molecular function: GTP binding. The transcript is spliced from 2 exons.
GAUCAACAUGGAGGACCUAAUUGCUGGCGUUAAAAAAGCCCUGCAAAACAACGAUUCUGCAGCAGCAGCUGUAAAAGUUCAAGAAUAUUUAGAAGAACAAGAAAAUAUUCCACUAAAUAUCGCCAUCACAGGAGAAUGUGGCUCAGGCAAAUCCACCUUUGUUAAUGCCUUCAGAGAGAUAGAUGACAAAGAUGAGGGAGCUGCUCCUACUGGUGUUGUAGAAACCACCUCAGAGGUUGCAGCUUACACCCAUCCAAACUUUCCAAAUGUUAUGUUAUGGGAUCUUCCUGGAAUCGGCACCACCAAGUUUCCAGCUGAUAAGUACCUGGAGCUUGUUGGAUUUGAGAAGUUUGACUUCUUCAUCAUCAUCUCAGACACUCGCUUCAGAGAAAAUGACGUGAAACUCGCUCAGGAGAUUCAGAGGAUGAAGAAAAAGUUCUACUUUGUUCGAUCAAAGAUUGACAACAACAUACGAGCUGAGAGAAGAAAGAGAGACUUCAGUGCAGAGGGGACUCUGACAAAAAUCAGAGACGACUGCAUUCAAGGUCUUCAGAGACAAGGCGUUGUGUCCCCACAGGUCUUCCUGGUGUCCAGCUUUGAGCUCCACCUGUACGACUUCUCUCUCUUACAUGAGACCUUAGAGAGAGAACUUCCUGCGCACAAGAGGGACACUCUAUUGUCCGUCAUGCCCAACAUCAGCCUGGAGAUCAUCAACAAGAAGAAAAAAGCUUUUCAGUCCAAAAUAAAAUACUACUCUAUUCUGUCUGCAGCUGUAGCAGGGGUUCCAGUUCCUCUGCUUUCUGCUGCUGUUGAUCUCGGCUUGAUGGUUGCAGUUGUUUCAAAAUAUGUAGCUGGGUUUGGUCUUAAUAAGUCAUCUCUGGAGAGACUGGCUGCCAGCUCAGGUGUUCCAUACACUGAUCUGAGCUCUGUCAUUAAAUCAAAACUUUCUGCAGAAAAAACAACCAUAGAACUCAUCCUGAAGUUGUUGGUCUCAGCUGCAACCAUAGUUGCAUCAAUGGCAGCAGAGGAAGCAACCAGAUGGAUUCCAGUAUUUGGGAUUGUAGCAUCAAUGAGCCUCUCAUUCAUCACAACCUACAAAGCUCUGAAUUAUUUCCUCAAUGAGCUUGCUGAUGAUGCUCAGAAAGUGUUUAACAAGGCUCUGGGUUGA